Messenger RNA from Octopus sinensis (East Asian common octopus), 3304 nucleotides. Its product is annotated as putative protocadherin beta-18. Gene Ontology annotation, molecular function: calcium ion binding. Gene Ontology annotation, biological process: homophilic cell-cell adhesion. Gene Ontology annotation, cellular component: plasma membrane. The record is from RefSeq and is a predicted model, not a curated record. Lineage: Eukaryota; Metazoa; Mollusca; Cephalopoda; Octopoda; Octopodidae. The transcript has 4 exons. The coding region runs from base 356 to 3226 and encodes 956 amino acids.
UACUUAAAACCUUAUUAAUAUUUCCAUCCAUUUAGUUGGGUACCUUCUCACCACACACACAUGUAUAUGUAUGUAUCUAUACAUGAGUGUGUCUUAGUGAAAUAUUUUGUGAGUCAGCCCAUCAUUUACUGCAAGAACUGGAGGCUGUAUUUCCGUUUCCUUGCACUGGAAUAAUAGACAGCUUGUCAUUGGCUACAACACACAUUACAUACUACACAAACCAACUUGAUAGAACUACAUAACACUGUCACAUACCAAACUACUCAGAACUUCUGCUAGUUCUAUAACUUUGUUACCAGAACACUGAAACAAUACAGUAACAAGUGUAUAAACCACUAACAACUGUUGAUUGAAAAUGUUUCCAGGUGUAUUGUUGGUGUUGUUUCUUGUUCAUAACUGCUGGUGCGUGGAUCAUACCUACUAUGUGAAAGAGAACAAUGAUAUACACAGCUUUAUUGGAGAUAUUGUCACUGAUACACACUUACUGGAUGAUAUACAGUCUCAAGACAACAGCGACAAACUGACAUUUAAAAUACUCCAGGGUAGCACUGAUGGAAGUGUUCAGUUAUUCAAUGUUACACCUGGAGGACAACUGCACACAGCUGCCAUAUUGGAUGCAGAAUCUCUGUGUCAAUAUAAUGUGGAAUGUUUUAGAAUACUGGAAAUAGCUGUUCAGCAUGGUCAUUCUUUCUUCAAGAUAUUAGAAAUCAAAGUUAUGAUAAAAGAUGUCAAUGAUAAUUAUCCUAGUUUCCCAAACAAAGAAUUUCAUUUAAAAUAUGAUGAAAGUGCAUUAAAAGGAACAAAAGAAACACUUCCAAAUGCCAUUGAUAAUGAUAUUAGCAUUCAGAAUUCUAAGCUAACUUACCAACUCAAAGAGAAAGUGGAUAUACCAUUUCAGCUGUUUGUUUCUAAAAAACCAGAUGGAACUGAUCUAUUACAACUAAUUUUGGAAGGUAACUUGGACCGUGAGACAAAAGACACUUACAAUAUUCAGUUAAUUGCAAAAGAUGAAGGAUCUCCGUCAAAGGAAGGUGUAUUGGAUAUAAAAAUAUUUGUAGAAGAUAAAAACGAUAACUACCCUGUAUUCUCCCAGAAUAUUUACAAUGUCACUAUAAAUGAUACACAUAACGUAAACAAACCUGUUGUAAGGUUGUCUGCUACAGAUUUAGAUGUAGGAGAUAAUGGAAGAAUUUCUUAUGUCUUCAAUAAUGCUAAAACACCCAAAAUAAUAAAAGAGUGCUUUCAAUUAGAUGAAGCAACAGGAGAAGUAUUUUUGAAGAAAGACUUUAAUUUUGGUAAAAUUUAUGAGCUAUUUAUUGAAGCCAGAGAUAAUGGUAGCCCUUCAUUGUCUUCACCUGUCACUGUUCUUAUUAAUGGAAUCAGUUAUUUCAACAAUCCACCAAACAUUGAUCUUAAAUUUGUUAUAGAGUCAACUGGAAACACAGCUGUCAUCUCAGAAGGAACUAAAAUUCACAGUUUUGUUGCUUAUGUCAAAGUUAUUGACAAUGACAAUGGAGUAAAUGGCCAAGUGAAGUGUCAUUUACAAAAUAGAUACCUUCAGCUAAUCUCAUUAUCUGGAAAGAAAUACAAAGUUGUUGUCAAGAGUGAAAUAGAUAGAGAGAGUGAGAAGAGCUUUAAUUUCACCAUUAAAUGUCAAGAUAAUGGUUUAACUCCAUUGAAAGUAGAGAAACAGUUUUCUGUGCUGGUCACUGACAUAAAUGAUGUACAACCUCAGUUUAGUCAGGACAUAUUUAAGUUUCUCACCUAUGAAAAUGAACACAAAGACUUCCCUGUUGGAUAUGUCAACGCCACAGACCCAGAUAUUGGAGAUGGAGGACAAUUAACCUAUUCUCUAUUAUCUAAUGGAAAAGAUAUUCUACCAUUUCAGAUAUCUGAUGUGGGAUUCAUUUCCACAACUGAGUCCCUAGACAGAGAAGAAAAGAACCUAUAUGAGUUUAAGGUUUUAGUAAAAGAUAAAGGAACACCAUCACUGGAGAAGAGAGCAAAUGUUGUAGUUGAGGUUAUGGAUUUAAAUGACAAUGCUCCCUAUUUCAGUUUCCCUAAUGUUGACCCUUUCAGUCUUAAUGUCCACUACCAUCCCCACUCUGACCAUGAUAUCACAGUUGUUAGGGCCUCUGACAGAGACAGUCAACACAAUGCCUUCCUCACAUAUGAAAUACUCAGAGGUAAUGAGAAACACUUAUUUCAAAUGAACCAUCACUCUGGUGUCUUAUCUUUCUCUCGCUCACUUUACCAAAAUGAUGCUGGAUUCUAUGAACUGGAAUUAGGUGUGAAAGACAGUGGCAGUCCAGUUCUGUCAUCGACAACAACUUUGUCUUUGACUCUAACAGUUAGUAACACCACAUCAAAGAUAUUUAAGACCCCUUCAAAGACAACAACAGAAUCAAGUAAUGGUCUCCAAUUGAAUGUGAUGAUUGUUAUUGUUGUAGCAGCUGUGAUCGUAUCAGUUGUCAUAGUGAUCUCUAUAUCAAUCUGUAUAGUUCAUAGACUGAAGCAGACAGACAACAACUAUAACAACAGUGUUGAUAUGUACCACAAGGUUACACCUGCAUUAAACGUACAAUCAAAAUAUAUAUUUGAUCCUACCUGUGUUCCUUCUGGAGUUCAGUACACAAUGCAGAGAAAUCUGAAGAAGCCCCAACAACCAAUCAUAGACAGAGACGAUAUUCACUGCAGAACUAUAUCAUAUGAUAGCUGGGGUAACCCAUCUUUCUCUGAACCGCAUCAACAGAUGUUUGUUCCAAGAGAAGAAAGUAUGUCUCCUGGUUACAGAGAACUAAACAGUUCUGACCAAUUCAAUGAGAUGUCAACGUUGUCAUCUCACACUGAUAGGGGUCAUGGAUGGAGUGUCGGCAGUGCUGGUCACUAUGAGGAACUGCCAGAUCUAUGUCGUUAUCAAAGUGAUCAUACAUGGAAUAGGAGAAACCACCCUCAACACACUCUCGACAGAUCAAGGGGAGAUAACAGCAAUGGAUAUCCCUACCAACCAAAUGUUGACAAGAGCCCUUCUUAUCAUCUCGACCAAAUACCUUUCACUACAGCUGGGACCACAUCUAAUACAACUGAACAAUCACCUACGGUGCCAAUGACAAGUGCCUUUAUUUCAAACUGUAAACCGCUUCUGCCAGCUGUACCUAAAGUAACAACAUUACCAAAGGUACCUUCAAUACCUCAAGUACCACCUCUAUCAGCACCACAAAACUAAUGCUGCACUAUUUAGAAACCAAUGACAGGUAGCAGCAGAACUAGAACAAGGACUGCCUAAAAUUCCUGACCGUAUCUU